CCGUGGAGGAGUCCUGCCUUGCUCUGGCCGACGAGGGAAGCUGUGAGUUUUACACCUGUUUUGAGAACCGCCUGCCCUGUGGCCGAGACUGGUAUAUGCUGCGACAUGGACAGUACUAUUGCAACAAGAUGCAGAGACUCAGUUCCACCUUCACAGACGCGGGCCAGGCAUUCCUCAGUGACGCCCAGCGUUGUUUGACCCAAGCUCUCAAGCCCCUGUACCAGAGGGACAAUGUAGACUGUCACUCGCUGGAACACCAGGCUGUAGCCGCCAUUACUCCUUGCUUCAUUGACAACGCGUUCUGCAGUGUGUUCCGUGACAACACUGACCAGUUUGCCAGGAUCUACGAUGUGGGCGAUCUGUUCACGAGAGGCGCCGGAAAGGUGUGGCGUGAGAUUGCGGCCCUAGCCUUGAGAUGCACCCACGAGUACAUCCGGGACUUCUCCUCUGAGACUCACAGCAACGUCGUGUCCUCAGUCAAUGGCAUGGUGGACGCCCUCAGGGAUGCUGUCGAGGUGAACUAAGUCUCAGCUCAGACUGGUUCAUUUCACACUCAACGAACACCGCUACAACCACCAUUUUGUUCUAUGUUCUGUUGUGAUUUAUGAUCGAUAGUCUUAGAACCCCAAUAUUCAUGGCUUCCAUUAUUUGACCCCCCCCCCACCCCCUCCUCCGAAAAAAAGAUAAAAAUACAUUAAUUAAUUAAUAGUCUUGCUAUUGAACCUUUAAAAUUUUCAAAUCUUUGUUCCAAACAAAAUUUUCUCGAAUACCAGAAUCCCAAUUCAUGACUUCUAGAAAGGGAAUUCAAAGAGUGGUGAAAAAAUGUAAUUCAACUUCGACGUAGACCAAUUUACGCCAUGGCUCUUUUCGAAUUGAGAUAACACACACAAAAUACACUCUACAAAAGUCAAUCCAUAAUUUGUUUGGAAUUCAACUUCUAAGAAAAAAGAAUUGAGGGCGUUUUAUACUUCCCCGCAAAAAAUGAUAUAAUUUUCAAAUCAACCAUUUCAAGAUCUGAACAGAUUGACCCUUUUAGAUACGGGUACACUUUUUAUUCUAUAAACCAGCAGAUGAGUUUAUUUCCCUUGUAAUGCCAAUACAGGUAUACGUUCGUACCUUUCGUCAGUGUUCGUGGUGCUGGAGUUAUGUCCCUUUUGUCAAAUUAAAUGUCUUCAAAUACAUCUACAAA
Molecule: messenger RNA, 1189 nt
Organism: Aplysia californica (California sea hare)
Lineage: Eukaryota; Metazoa; Mollusca; Gastropoda; Aplysiida; Aplysiidae
Biological process (GO): intracellular calcium ion homeostasis
Cellular component (GO): extracellular region
Molecular function (GO): hormone activity
Source: RefSeq, a predicted model, not a curated record